CUAAAGCAGCACCGGGUCCGAACCGGAUGUUGUCCGAAUGUCAAAGAUGGCUCUUCACGUGCAUUGACGGUAAAUAUCACGGUACUUUCUGUCCAACGAGAGUAAAAGAGCCGGUUUCCAUGGUCUAUAGGGACAUAACGCGUUACCGGGCACAUUGACUGCACUUAUUUUAAUUUAUGAGGUGAACACAGUCGAGGAGGAGAUGGCUUUGAGUGAAAUGAGUCGCGGUGUACGGCGGCUGGUAGGUCACAUUCAACGAUGUCGUCCGGUCACAGAGACAGCUCGGUGUCUGAGUCACGGAGCCUCUCAGCCGGAGCCCCGAGCAGAUGAAAAUGAAGAAGUGAACCCGACCUUUGUGAACAGAAACCCGCGGAACCUUGAGCAGAUGGCCCUGGCUGUGAAGGACCGGGGCUGGAAAACGACCUGGCCCCACCGCCAGUUCUACCACAGGUUGCAGUUUUCUCGCUCCCAGCACCAUGUGACGGCUCAGGUGUUCUCCAGCAGCUCACCUGACCCCGUGCUUACCUGUUCGACCAAAGAGUGGGCCCUGAAGAGGGAGCUGCCUUCCACGACCUGUGUGGCAGCGUGUCAGGCUGUGGGCGAGGUGUUGGCACAGCGAUGCCAGCAGGCCGGCAUCACCAGGAUGGUGUACAGGGAGAUUCCCUGGACAUACCGCUCUGAUGCUGUUCAAUCUUUCAGGGCAGCAAUGAAAGAGGGAGGAGUCGUUCUCAGUGAACCCAGGAGGAAAUACAUCAGUACCUGAAUUUAGAUGUCAUCUUAUUACACCUGUGUAUCCCUUGCUCUCUGCUCUUUUGUUAAUUAUGACUGUACUGAUAUCAAGACGACGAGCGCUACAGUGAAGGACAAUAUAAAGAGAAUCAAAAUGAGUGAUGAGAGUAAGGUUGCUUGUCCCUGUGCUUUCUCUUGUGGAUAAAAUGUCUCUGAACAGAC
Molecule: messenger RNA, 951 nt
Organism: Morone saxatilis (striped sea-bass)
Lineage: Eukaryota; Metazoa; Chordata; Actinopteri; Moronidae
Gene: mrpl18
Product: mitochondrial ribosomal protein L18
Exons: 4
Coding region: 203-763 (186 amino acids)
Biological process (GO): translation
Cellular component (GO): mitochondrion; ribosome
Molecular function (GO): 5S rRNA binding; structural constituent of ribosome
Source: RefSeq, a predicted model, not a curated record